CCGGAUGUGAGUGGAGCGGCCAUUUCCUGUUUCUCUGCAGUUUUCCUCCGUUUUGGGUGGUGGCUGCUGCCGGGCUGGUGCCUGCCGUCGGCGGAGGGGGCGAAGGCGGCGUGGACGAGUGACUCCGGCAUCCCGCGCCGCCGGAGUGUAGCCGCGCGCCGGUGCGCCCGCUCGCCCUCCCGCCCGCUUCCCGCCUCAGCGUCCGGCCGCCGCCGCCGCGGCCCAGCGAGCGGCCCCGAUGCAGGCCAUCAAGUGUGUGGUGGUGGGAGACGGAGCUGUGGGUAAAACCUGCCUGCUGAUCAGCUACACGACCAAUGCCUUCCCCGGAGAGUACAUCCCCACCGUCUUUGACAACUACUCUGCCAAUGUUAUGGUAGAUGGAAAACCGGUGAAUCUGGGCCUAUGGGAUACAGCUGGACAAGAAGAUUACGACCGAUUACGCCCCCUGUCCUACCCACAAACAGUUGGAGAAGCGUACGGUAAGGAUAUUGCCGCCAGGGGCACAGACAAGCCGAUUGCCGAUGUCUUCCUAAUUUGCUUUUCCCUUGUGAGUCCUGCAUCAUUUGAAAACGUCCGUGCAAAGUGGUACCCUGAGGUGCGACACCACUGUCCCAACACGCCCAUCAUCCUUGUGGGGACGAAGCUGGAUCUUAGGGAUGAUAAAGACACGAUCGAGAAGCUGAAGGAGAAGAAGCUGACCCCCAUCACCUAUCCCCAGGGCUUGGCCAUGGCCAAGGAGAUCGGUGCCGUCAAGUACCUGGAGUGCUCGGCGCUCACGCAGCGAGGCCUCAAGACGGUGUUCGACGAGGCCAUCCGCGCCGUCCUCUGCCCGCCCCCCGUCAAGAAGAGGAAGAGAAAGUGCCUGCUGCUCUGAAGGCCCGCGCCCGCCCCAGCCCUCGUCCGCUUUGCUGACACACGCUGGAGCCUUCGCACUCAAUGCCAAGUUUUUGUUACAGAUUAAUUUUUCCAUAAACCGUUUUGAACCAAUCAGUAAUUUUAAGGUUUUGUUUUAAAUGUAAGAGUUCAGACUCACCUUCUAUUAAAAUUUAGCCCUAAAAUGACAA
Ochotona princeps (American pika) is the source of this 1064-nucleotide messenger RNA. It is a transcript of the gene RAC1, whose product is annotated as Rac family small GTPase 1. Lineage: Eukaryota; Metazoa; Chordata; Mammalia; Lagomorpha; Ochotonidae. Bases 239 to 874 code for a protein of 211 amino acids. The record is from RefSeq and is a predicted model, not a curated record. Gene Ontology annotation, molecular function: protein kinase binding; GTPase activity; GTP binding. Gene Ontology annotation, biological process: regulation of actin cytoskeleton organization; establishment or maintenance of cell polarity; motor neuron axon guidance. The transcript is spliced from 7 exons. Gene Ontology annotation, cellular component: dendritic spine; plasma membrane; cell cortex.